Sceloporus undulatus (fence lizard) is the source of this 4713-nucleotide messenger RNA. RefSeq names its product RUN and SH3 domain containing 1 (gene RUSC1). Gene Ontology annotation, cellular component: cytoplasmic vesicle. Gene Ontology annotation, molecular function: protein binding. Bases 115 to 3963 code for a protein of 1282 amino acids. The transcript is spliced from 10 exons. The record is from RefSeq and is a predicted model, not a curated record. Lineage: Eukaryota; Metazoa; Chordata; Lepidosauria; Squamata; Phrynosomatidae.
CUGAUUUUGCCUUUUGCAGGGAGCGGAUCAUUCUAAGGCAAUCUGGCUGCUGAGAUCUGUGUGGGCCCAACAAAUCGUGUGGGUGCUCUGUUUGUCCCCUUGUGUCCUGGAGCCAUGCAGUCUCCAAAGAAAGGCCUGAUCUGCAAUCUGAACCACGUCCAUUUGCAGCACAUCUCCCUGGGGUUACACUUGUCUCGCCACCCGGAACUUCAAGAAGUGACCAAUGCCUUGAUCCCACCAAAAAAGAGGGCAGGUUGCCAGGAUUGCAGAGAAAAUAAUGGCAGAAGUGCCUCUGAACUGGAUGCCAAUUCCAACAAUCCGUUAUUAACGUGCCAGUGUUGCGAUGGCCACCCCCUGCAUUCAGAUGUCAAACAGGACCUCCAGACCCUGGAAACCUUGCCCGACUGUCCAGAUUUUAAGCAGGAGGAGGAGGAAGAGGAAGAGGAGGUCAAGGUUGAUUCCCCUUCAGAUCCAGGCUCCUCGUCCAUUAGCAGCUGCUCAGAUCUCAGCCUGGAUGACUCACCUAUCUCCGUAUGCUGCAAAGAGUUCCCUGCAGAAGAGGCCCAGAGUCCUGAGAACCAACCUAACAUUGUCCCCCUAGAAGAAGCUCAUACUGUACCUCCCAUGACCAACCCAGAAGAGAGGAGUUUGAAUCUCAAUAUCCAAAUGGAUAAGCACUCUGCAUCCCAUGUGUGGGAUAGUCCUGAUAGCCUCGGCAGCAGCAGCUCACUGGAGUCCACGUCUGACAUUCCUUUUCCCUGCUCACAAACCCCAGUUGAGUUGCCUAUCCCUGGCUCCAGUAGUCCUUCGCCACUUGUACCACCCCCAGUUCGCCCCUGCCGGGCACCCCCAGAAGUGCCAGUCCGCCACAUUGUCCCAGAACUGGAUUCGAACUGCAAUGCUCUCCUGCCUCAGGAGCCCAAGCCUGAGAGUCUCUCACCAGGGCAAGUGGACAUCAACUUGAACCAGGCUGGUCCACCUAGGCCUUGUUUUCGGGGUGUUCCUCCUCCCGUGCCUCCUAGAACGAAGCGAAAGCUUCAGGGACUGAGGCGAUGUGAACCAGGGAAGCCAAACUCAGAAGUGGUCCUUUUAGAGAUAUCGUCAAAGCUAUCUGUCCACCAAGAUGGCCUGCACAGCAAGGACACCAAAAACAUCACCUCCUUCCAUGAGCUGGCACAGAAACGGAAGAAGGUUGCAGCCAUGCCACCCCCACUGCAGACCAGGAAGGACCAAAGUGAUUGGCUGAUUGUUUUUUCCCCUGACACCGAACUUCCCCCUUGUCAUGAGCUCACAUGGGGCAGUGUCCCCAGCCAGGAGACAGCCAGCCACCCAGCAGCACUCCUAGAGCCAGCAAACCUUGCCAACUGCCUCCAGAAAGCGCAGAAAGGGGUAACCACAUUCAAAGAGCUGCGCUACCAGAAGCAGAAGGGUCACCAACCUCCACAGGUGGGAACCCAACUGCUUCAGCAGGUGGAACCUGGCAAGGCGAUGGGAGAGGGCAGUGCCCCUACACAGGAGAGUGAUCUGGAACAACCCCUGAAGGGGCAUUUCCGAGGCCCAAAGGAAAUCCCACCCCGGAAGAAGAUGUGCCGCCCUGGUUUGCAGCCCAUAAUGGAGGGGGGCUUUGAAGACGGUGAGGAUGGAGAGGCAGAAAAUAAGGCGUCUGAAAGAAGUCUGGAGGAUAUGCCAAAUGAACAGAGGGACCCCUGGAUGCCAGGGAAAGAGGAGAAAGGAGACAGGUGUUUUAUGGAGGUUAAGCACUCUUCCGGACCACAGCACCUGCCCUUCCAGCCUCUUCUGGUUCAUUUCUCAGUGGAUGGCCAGGCUGUGGAUUCCCGGCACUCUUCAUCUGUCUCCCCCAGUUUGGAGAGUGUGGAGCUGGCCUCCCCGCAGCUUUCAGGCCAGGCCUUUUGCCCCAAGAUCAAGACCUUGUCCUGUGAAGAAAUCUGCCUCCUGGCCAACCGGCAGGGGCAAAUUUUUGGCACCCUCUCACCCGAGGAGCUACUCCCAAUCCGCCUCUCCCCUGUCGGGGCCUACUCCCCUCCUGCCAGAAGUGCCCUGCCUUUCCUAGAGAGCCCUGACCUGGCCGUGCUCUUCUCCCCACUCUUCCCCCGCAGCAGAACCUACCCCACUUUAGCUUUUCCACCCCGCCAGGUACCCGAGCAGCCGUUCAGAGCCCGGGCCCCCCUUGACAGCCAGGCUGGAGUGGGGCCUGGGAGAGUGUCCAGGGACAGUAUGGGAGCCAAGGAGCCAGGAGUUCCCGAGCAACUCCGACAUUCCCGGUCCUUUGGUGGAAUCCCAAGUACCAGCCAUCUGUGGAGGACAGGCACUGGCCGACCAUCUGCACAGCUUCAAGAGCAAAAGAAAGCUUUGCUUGUGGCUGUCAGUGCGUCGGUGGACAAGAUUGUGGCCCAUUUCAGCACAGCUAGAAACCUCGUCCAGAAGGCCCAGCUGGGAGACAGCCGGCUUAGUCCAGAUGUGGGUUACUUAGUCCUGGGCACCCUCUGCCCGGCACUCUGGGCCCUGGUUGGUGAUGGCCUCAAGCCCUUUCAGAAGGAUGUAAUCACAGGUCAAAGGCCCAGUUCUCCAUGGAGCAUAGUGGAAGCCUCUGCCAAGCCUGGCCCCCAGACCCAUUCCCUGAAUGCACUGUAUUGGCGGGUGUCUCGGCUGGCACCUCUCCGCAGUAACCAGCAGCGCUUCCAUGCUUUUAUCCUGGGCCUCCUGAACAUGAAGCAGCUUGAACAGUGGUUUUCCCACUUGCAGCGGAACUCAGAGCUGAUCUUAGCACUUUAUUUGCCCACUGCCUUCCUGGUGCUUAGCCAAGGGGUUUGCCGCUUCUGGGCAGAAGAGCUAUUACUCCUGCUUCAACCACUAUCCAUGCUUACUUUCCAGCUGGACCUUCUCUUUGAGCACCAUCACCUGCCCCUCAAUGUCCAGCCAGUGGCGCGGCAUGCAGUCACACCAACAGAGCAGCCCACCAAUUCCAGUGGGCUCAGAGAGCCAGAUUUACUUAGACACCCUGUUCCUCCUCCUGAGCUGGCAGAAGGUCCUUUGGCCCAGUCCAGUCCCAUCCAUGAGUCCCAAGCAGGGGUGCCUCUACACCAGAGACUUUUGCAAUGGGGGGAUCGACUUACUCACACACUGCUAGGCAAUGAGGCUCUUCCCAAGCCAGAGUUGUGUCCCCAAACAAUGCAGCAGGAGAUGGAAGAAAAGCAAUACAACAGGUGGGAACAACUCAAUUUGGCCUCAGGCAUUUAUGCCAACUCCACUUCUUCUUCCAUCUCAAAGCAAGAGGGUUUCCCUUACAUGCAGUGGACCAAGCUACGGAUCAUUGUUGGGGAAGCCAUCAAAGAAGCCUGUAUUGGCAUGACAGAAGCUACAACAAGCUACAACACAGGCCUGCAAACUCCAAGUCUUGAUGAAAAUGGCUCUGUGCCACAAGCAUCAACUGCUGAAGUGGGGAACUCACCUAAAGGCAAAACUGCCAAAAAGCCAGAAAUAAUUGCACCCAAAUCCAGGGAAUCCUCUUUGGCUGAUGCCCAGGAAGCCAAUUCUGAUGCCAUGGAUACUCCUGGAAGAGGGAAGGGGAAGUGGUUAGGAUGGCUGUUUGGAGCAAAUUACCCAGGAGUCUCCAAUGAGUUGGAUUCAAAUCUGACAAAAUCCAGGCGCCCCUCCAGCUGGCUGCCCCCCACCAUGAAUGUCUUGGCUCUGGUGAUGAAGACUGUGCCAGCAGAGAAGAGCAGCCAGAAGGAAUCUUGGGAAGAUGCCUCUCCAGACCCACGGCAGGCUUACAGGGCUGUCCGCGCACUCUGCAACCAUGUGGGAAGUGGGGACAAUGAGCUGAGCUUCCGUAAAGGGGACAUCUUGCAGGUCUUAGAUACAGUGGAUGAAGAUUGGCUCCAGUGCUGCCAUGGUGACCUCAGAGGCCUAGUCCCUGUAGGCUACACUUCUCUCAUCCUGUGAAACAGGGCAAUGGACCAUGUGGAGCUCAAAAACUACUGGAAAGGGGAUGCAAAAUGUAACUUCCCCCAAUACACAUUGGAUAUGAUGUGAACACUAAGAAAAAGAAUGUGCACACCUGUGGUCUACCAUUCUCAACUGCACACCUGUCAUAAGGUCACAAAUAGUUGUCUGCAAAUUGGGCAGCCUCUGUUUCCUACAGCAGGGCACAAAGUCUGCCAGAGCAGGCUCCCCUGUUGCCUCACACUUUCCUUCUUUCAAACUGCCUCACCCCACUCUGGAGGUGCUUGAAUGUCUUAGCCCACCCACCUUUUCCCCUUGAGAGUGUCCUCUCCCAAUGUAUUCGCUGCUCUCUAAGAUUGUGUUAUCUUCAUGCCAAAAGAUUGUUCUCUCUCAUGUAUGUAUUAUAACGUAUAUAUAUAUUGUGUGUAUAUAUAGCAUAGAAUUUGAAGAGCAAUCAAGUCCAACCUCCAACUCAAUGCAGCAUCUCCAACUAGAGCAUCUCCAACAGGUCCACAGAAGGGAAUCCCACCACCUCUCUUGGCAAUUGGUUCUAUCGCCAAAUCGCUGUUGCUGUCAAGAAGGUCAUUGUAAUGUUCAGUCAACAUCAAAAUUUUUAGACCAUAACUCUAAAGAACCCUGAUGGUGCAGUGGUUAAAUGCUUGCACUGCAGCCAUUCACAGCCACAAGGUUGUGAGUUGGAUCCCAGGCAGGGCUCCGGGGUCCACUCAGCCCUCCAUCCUUCUGUAGGUC